Molecule: messenger RNA, 834 nt
Organism: Vicia villosa (hairy vetch)
Lineage: Eukaryota; Viridiplantae; Streptophyta; Magnoliopsida; Fabales; Fabaceae
Exons: 1
Coding region: 1-834 (277 amino acids)
Source: RefSeq, a predicted model, not a curated record
AUGAGUAAAUGGAUUGACUUACAAAUUAGAUUUAAAAAAAAUAUAACAAUUGAUAAACAUCUUCAAGAGCUUUUAAGAAAUGAAAAAAGGCAUUGGAAAGAUGUAUUACUUAGGAUAUUUUCUGUUACUAGAUAUCUAGCUGAGCAAAAUUUAGCAUUUCGUGGAAAAAAUGAGAGGAUUAAUGUGGAAAAAAAUGGAAACUUUCUUUCUCUUGUUGAAAUGAUUGUUGAAUGGGACCCUGUCAUGCAAAAACAUUUUGAACGUAUUAAGAAUAAUGAAAUUCAUUACCAUUAUCUUAGUCAUAAGAUUCAAAAUGAAUUGAUUAACAUGUUAGGUAAUGAAGUCAAAAGUGCAAUAGUCGAAAAAAUCAAAGAAGCAAAAUAUUUUUCUGUGAUUCUUGAUUGUACUCCUGAUGUAAGUCAUCAAGAACAAAUGACUCUAAUUAUACGUUGUGUGGAUGUUUCUACAAGUCCAAUAAAAAUUGAAGAGUUUUUUGUAGAAUUUUUGAAAGUCUAUGACACAACAGGUCAAGGAUUAUUUGAAGAAUUAAAAAAUGUAUUAGAAACUCUUAGUCUAGAUAUUAAUAAUAUGAAAGGACAAGGAUAUGAUAAUGGAUCAAACAUGAAAGGUAAACAUCAAGGUGUACAAAGAAAAUUAUUAGAUAUUAACCCUAGGGCAUUAUACACGUCAUGUGGUUGUCAUAGCCUUAACUUGACACUUUGUGAUAUUGCAAAUUCUUGUACUAAAGCUAAAGAUUUUUUGGAGUGUUACAACGUAUUUAUACUGUAUUUUCUCAUUCGAAAAAACAUUGGAAAAUUCUUAGAGACAAUGUGA